Pelagomonas calceolata is the source of this 581-nucleotide messenger RNA. NCBI's taxonomy places the organism in Eukaryota, Pelagophyceae, Pelagomonadales, Pelagomonadaceae. The record is from the annotation of a GenBank genome assembly.
AUGCCGCGUUGGUGCCCGACGUUGAAGCCCCGGGUUUUCUCGGCAACUGAGACAAGGUUUAUGUUACGCAGUGAACAAGGAGCCGGCCGGCCGGGCCCGCGUGCGUGUCGUCGACACGGCGCGCGGCGGCUAAUUAUCUGCGCGGCGCGGACGGGCAGGUCAUUAACUGCGCGCGCGAGGAGGAGGCUCUCCGGCGGAAAGUGUGACUGUGGACGCGGCGCGCUACGUUCCGUCGUCCUCCUCGCACAACAAGCGGGCGACGGCGCCGCCGGCGCCGGCGCGACACCGCACGACCGCGGCGGCCGCGGCGACCGCGUUCAUGGUCGGCGACGGCGGCUGUGGUCGUCGUCGCGCGUCCGCUGCGACGGUCGUCGGCUGCGGCACGUCGACGGCCGCCAGCGCGCGGCCGUGGCGAGUGCUUGUCCUUGGCCGCAUUGUUGUCAGCGCGGCGCGGCGCGCGCUUUGGACCCAGCGCAUGGUGUGAAGUGAUUGCUGCGUUGAGAACGUGGUUUUGCGCCAACAACUACAGUCGUAACGCUGCCACAGCGAGCGCUUUAGUCGUUUUUGCACCCCUGGCCCUA